Molecule: messenger RNA, 2115 nt
Organism: Telopea speciosissima
Lineage: Eukaryota; Viridiplantae; Streptophyta; Magnoliopsida; Proteales; Proteaceae
Product: myosin-binding protein 7
Exons: 3
Coding region: 217-1779 (520 amino acids)
Source: RefSeq, a predicted model, not a curated record
GGGCGAGAAAGAGAGAAAGAGAGAUUCUUUUUCCUUUUUUAGAAUUCUGAAUUUCUGUUUUAGAGUUCUUUUUCUUUUUCUUGAUUAGUUUCUUGUUAGAUUUGUUGGAUUUGGUAAAUGGGAAGAUUAAAAGGAUCUGGAAUAGCUACGGAAGAAACCGAGCUUCCGGGAAAAAUUUAAUCCUUCGCUGAAGUUUUGUUUGUGUUUGACGCCAGUAUGUUUAUGGAUUCCGAAAUCUCUCCUCCUUCAACAGUUUCUCUUAAAUGCUGUAGCUGCAGCUGUAGUUGCACGUUGAUCAGCAGCGGCUCUGUUACUUGGGAACGUUCCGUGAAAAGGAAGUUUGAUGAGUUUCAAGAUGGUUUCCCGAAUAUUAUAUCUGCUUUCAAUCAAUCAUCUGUCGCUCGAAUCGAAAUUGAGAACGAAUGUACUGCCCUGCGAGAGAUGGUUAGCAGCCAGCAGCAAACCAUUCAGGAGCUUUACACUGAAUUGGAGGAGGAAAGGAAUGCUUCCUCAUCUGCUGCAAAUGAGGCCAUGUCGAUGAUAUUGAGGUUGCAGAGGGAAAAAGCCGUGAUUCAGAUGGAAGCCCGGCAAUUCAAACGGUUCGCAGAGGAGAAAAUGGCCCAUGAUCAGCAAGAACUUCUUGCAUUGGAAGACUUGCAGUAUAAGAGAGAUCAGGCUAUCCAAGCUCUCACCUUUGAGGUGCAGGCCUACAAGCACAGGAUAUUGAGUUUUGGGUUCACUGAUGCAGAGGUGGAGGGUGAGAAGAGUGCUCACGGUGUUGAAUCCCAAUUUGAAUUUCUCCCAUAUGACUACCCUCCUUUGAGAUGCAAUAUGAAUGAAACCCAAGGUCAUCCAGAUAUUGAGGAUGAUGUUGAUCUUGAAAAAUAUGCUUUUGGUGAAACUCCUCGACCUCUUGGUGAUACCCCUCGUACCCUGGAACAUUUGCAGAAUUUGGAGUACAGAAUCUAUCAAUUGGAGAGAAAUCCCAGCACCAAUCGUUUGGAUGGGGAAUUUUCUGGGUCUAGGAACAUUUUUGAGCAAGAGGUGGUUGGUCAGUCUCCAAGGCGACCUAGGCAUGCCAGGAGGUUCUCCACUGACAGUGUAGGUUCAUUCUCUGGUACAGUUAAAGAAACAAUUCAGUAUUCCGGGAUGGAAAGUCCAAAGCCUGCUCCCAGCUUAAAAAAGAUGAAUGAUUUUUCACAGACAGAGGAGUACUCUAAUUUGAGAAAGGUUGAUAAUGCAUCCGAUCUAGGAGAUGACAUGAAUGACAGAGUGUAUACCGUUGACUCUAUCCAUCAAGGAGUAUCUUAUAACAAUGGUGCAGAUCUCAAACCUGCUAUUGGAACCUUUGAAGAUUACGUGAACAAUCCAAUGGAUUCACUGAACCAGGCUGAUAUAGGGGAUCCUGAUAUCAAAAAGCUCUACAUGAGGCUUCAGGUACUUGAGGCAGAUAGGGAAUCAAUGAAGCAAGCAAUUAUUUCAAUGGGGACUGAUAAAGCACAACUAGUAUUACUGAAGGAAAUAGCUCAACAAUUGUGUAAAGAUAUGACACCCGAAAGAAGGAUACCUCCUGUGAAGAGGCCAUCUCUGGUUGGGAGUUUUUCCUUCAUGUCAGUACUGAAGUGGGUCACGUCCUUCGUAUUCUGGAGAAAAAAAGCAUGCCGAAGCAAGUAUAUGUUUGGAUUAUCGGCCGAAAACAUGGGCUUGCUGAUGCUUUUAGAUAAGGGCCCUCGCAUGAGGCCGUGGAGGUGUCUUACAAAUGUACGAGCAAGAACAUAGCUUGGAGGCUCAUACAUUCAUGAGCCAGAUCUGUGGAAUCUAUACUUAUCUCUGCCAUUAGUAGUGGACAUCAAACACGAUUUUACUUACAGGAUUGCACUCUCUUGUAGAUUCUGCAUGAUUCCAGAAUUGGAGGCUCGAUUAUUCUGUGCAGUCUUUGAUUUUGUAUGUCUCUUUUCUGGGUUGGGAGUGUUUUUGUUGGGAUUGAUGAGUAGUAAAUCAUGGAUAAAGUGUAGAUUUGGGUGUUUCUUUAAUCUGUACAAAUGUACUUCAAGGUAUGCAAUUUGUGUGAUAUCCUCCACUGUAUAUUACAAUUUCAUGAAACAAUUCUCAAUC